Didymodactylos carnosus is the source of this 1743-nucleotide messenger RNA. Lineage: Eukaryota; Metazoa; Rotifera; Eurotatoria; Philodinida; Philodinidae. The record is from the annotation of a GenBank genome assembly.
AUGAGUACAUUUAUCCCCUCCGACACCAAUUGUGGUGUAAUGAAUUGUAAUAAAACAGCUUUGAGUGAACCGGUACCGUAUCAGGAUGUACACGUAUUCUACCUCGAUAAAGGAAGUGAAGACGGAACAUUAUAUUUUAAAAAAUGUCCAAAAUGCAAAGCAAUUUAUUAUUAUAAUUUCACUUUACUAAGUAACGGUGAACGAAUAAGUUCUUUGAAAACCGACAACGAUGUCGUUCUAUGGUUCGCUAAUGUUGGUUAUCAUAAACGACUUAUGCGUCAGUUAGAUUCCGAUAUUUUACAUAAACAUAGUGGUUUUUCAAAUUUUGCUAAUGCCGACAAUUAUUUUUGCGAGAAAACAAAUAUCAUUAAUCGAAAACCAAUGGAUAGGAUACACCUUGAAAAGACGUGGCUUUUUUGGCGAUUAACCCAUUACUUUGAUCGUGAGAACAUAAAUUUAGCCACCCCAGCAAGUUUUGAGUUUCAUUAUACUCUAAUGAAUCUGCGGGAAGUCUGUCGCACCGUGUUCGUCAGAAGAUGGAGCAGUAAAAGCCAUUCUAGGUAUUGUACUAAAGAUUGCAGCCAACUUCUCGUUCUCGAUGGACAUCAAAAAGCAACCAGACGAGUCUGUUCAGUCAAAGAACUUACAACGCCAAGUAGAGAAUUAGGAACGGUAAAAGUUGGGUGCCAUCGUACUCCAAAAAGAGGAGAAAAAAAUUGUCAUGAGCAUAUUUUUUUCCAAGAACCCCUUACAAUACCUUUGGUGAAAAAAAAGAGAAAAACGUAUAACUCGCGGAGAAAGAAAAAACCAAUAAGAGCGACAAGAUUUCUAACAUGUCGUACAUUAAAAUCAAAAAAUCAACAACGCUUUUUGCAUCGAACAUCUGGCAUAAUUGCUGCAGUUUAUAACUGCGGAUAUAUUUGCGCACUUCAAGAACUGUACGGUGCAGAAAGUAUUUCACAGGUGUAUAUGUUUUUAGUUCAGAUAGUCAACGAAUUUGAAAAUACACCUACAGUGUUAGCUUAUGAUGAUGCUUGUCAUCUCGUAUCAUUUAUAAAAAAUGCUAAAAAUUUUGAACGAAGAACGGCUGCUAGGAAACGAAUUGACAACAUGACUAUUGUAUGUGAUAAAAUGCACUACAAAAAUCAUGUUGAUCCACGGUGCAGAAGAAAUUGCAGUCCUUAUAACCAUGAGAUUGCAAAAAGGGUUAAUACGGAGAAAACAGAAAACAAUGAAGUAAAACUGAAAUUAGUCGUUAAAGAACCCGCAAAACCAGAUGUAACUGGAAACAAAUCUGGUUCAAAUCAAGAAAAUCCACGAAACAAGUCAAAAUCAGAAAAAACCUGUUGUUCAUAUGGUCGAGUGUCCACACAAGAUGAAGAAAAUGAUACAGCUGUACACAGUUCUUCUUCUAGUCGAUUUUCCACAAAAGAUGGAAAAAGUGAUACAAAUAUGAAGAGUGGUUCACCUGGUGGAGCACCCACAAAAGAUGAAGAAAAUGACACAAAUGUACACCGGUAUUCUGCACCUGGUCGAUUUUUCACAAAAGAUGGAAAAAGCGAUAAAAAUGUAGAGAGUUCUUCACGUGGUCGAGUGAACACAAAAGAUGAGAAAAGUGAUACGAAUGAAAACAGUUGUGCACCUGGUGGAGCGGGGGAACCAAAAGCAGAAAGGUUUAAAAGAAACGAGGUGGAGAAAUUGAAAAUAUGGUGCAUUGUUGAACCAGGGUUGAGACGUCCAUAA